AAUGUGCUAGGAGUCCUCACUCGGUCUUCGUGCCUCCUCGGCCUUGGCGCCCGCUCUGGGCGCGCUCGCGGAGUCCUACCGCCCGCCGUUGCGCUAUGAGGGCGCCUCUCUGGGGCUGGCCGAGGCCGGAGCCGGCUUGCACGGUUUGAGAGGAAGUGUGAAAAGAGCGCGGGCGGGAGCUGGGGCUGCGCACAGAGCGGCACUCCCGGGCCAGCGCGGUAUCCAGGUGAGCGCCGGCUUGGUGAGCAGUGUACUCGGUGCAGCUGGUCGGCGCCUGCCGGGCUUGAUCGGAGGCUGAAUCCAGAGCGUGGACCGCCCUUCUCUCUUCGUGGGAUCCUUGGCCACGAUAGCAGAUGCAUUUUGUAGAAGUAUUUUGAGGAUGAAUGUUUUCAAAUCAUUUUGAAAUUUCCAAGCACUAUAUACAUGGGAUGCAUCCUGCUUUCAACCUGGAGUUCACCUCUGUGGCGUGGAUCUAUCCAAGGAGCAUUUGCCUUCAAUCUCUGUGUUAACUAGAAAUCAAGUAAAGACAUGAGGAGAUUCGUUUACUGCAAAGUGGUUCUGGCCACUUCACUGAUGUGGGUCCUUGUGGAUGUCUUCUUACUGCUGUACUUCAGUGAAUGUAACAAGUGUGAUGACAAGAAGGAGAGGUCCCUGCUGCCUGCACUGAGGGCUGUUAUUUCAAGAAACCAAGAAGGCCCAGGAGAAAUGGGAAAGGCUGUGCUGAUUCCUAAAGAUGACCAGGAGAAAAUGAAAGAGCUGUUCAAAAUCAAUCAGUUUAACCUUAUGGCCAGUGAUUUGAUUGCCCUUAAUAGAAGUCUGCCAGAUGUAAGAUUGGAAGGAUGCAAGACAAAAGUCUACCCUGAUGAACUUCCCAACACAAGUGUAGUCAUUGUGUUUCAUAAUGAGGCUUGGAGCACUCUCCUUAGAACUGUUUACAGUGUUAUAAAUCGCUCCCCACACUACCUGCUCUCUGAGGUCAUCUUGGUAGAUGAUGCCAGUGAAAGAGAUUUUCUCAAGUUGACAUUAGAGAAUUAUGUGAAAAAUUUAGAAGUACCAGUAAAAAUUAUCAGGAUGGAAGAGCGCUCUGGGUUAAUACGAGCACGUCUUCGAGGAGCAGCUGCUUCAAAAGGGCAGGUCAUAACUUUUCUGGAUGCACACUGUGAAUGCACAUUAGGGUGGCUGGAGCCCUUGCUGGCGAGAAUAAAGGAAGACAGGAAAACAGUCGUAUGCCCCAUCAUUGAUGUGAUUAGUGACGAUACCUUUGAAUAUAUGGCUGGGUCAGAUAUGACUUAUGGGGGUUUUAAUUGGAAACUAAAUUUCCGCUGGUAUCCUGUUCCCCAAAGAGAAAUGGAUAGGAGGAAAGGAGACAGAACAUUGCCUGUCAGGACCCCUACUAUGGCUGGUGGCCUAUUUUCUAUUGACAGAAACUACUUUGAAGAGAUAGGAACUUACGAUGCAGGAAUGGAUAUCUGGGGUGGAGAGAAUCUUGAAAUGUCUUUUAGGAUUUGGCAAUGUGGAGGCUCUUUGGAGAUUGUAACUUGCUCCCACGUUGGUCAUGUUUUUCGGAAGGCAACCCCUUAUACUUUCCCUGGUGGCACUGGUCAUGUCAUUAACAAGAACAAUAGGAGACUGGCAGAAGUUUGGAUGGAUGAAUUUAAAGAUUUCUUCUAUAUCAUAUCCCCAGGUGUUGUCAAAGUGGAUUAUGGAGAUGUGUCAGUCAGAAAAACACUAAGAGAAAAUCUGAAGUGUAAGCCUUUCUCUUGGUACCUAGAAAACAUCUAUCCGGACUCCCAGAUCCCAAGACGUUAUUACUCACUUGGUGAGAUAAGAAACGUGGAAACCAAUCAAUGUUUAGACAACAUGGGCCGUAAGGAAAAUGAAAAAGUGGGUAUAUUCAACUGUCAUGGCAUGGGAGGAAAUCAGGUAUUUUCUUAUACAGCCGACAAAGAAAUCCGAACUGAUGACUUAUGCUUGGAUGUGUCCAGACUCAACGGACCUGUAAUCAUGCUAAAGUGCCACCACAUGAGAGGAAAUCAACUAUGGGAAUACGAUGCUGAGAGACUCACGUUGAGACAUGUUAACAGUAACCAAUGUCUAGAUGAACCUUCUGAAGAAGACAAAAUGGUGCCUACCAUGCAGGACUGUAGUGGAAGCAGAUCCCAACAAUGGCUGCUAAGAAACAUGACCCUGGGGGCAUGAAGACUAUUUCCCCCAAGCCAUCAAAGUGUCUAUACUUUUGGUUUUCCAUUAUUUCAAUGAGGGGAAAAAUAAUAACUGCUGAAAUGAAAGUUUUAAAAAUCCUUUUAGUAUUCUAAAACAUAGUUGUUUAUAAUUCAUUUUUAGGAAUGUUGGAUUAUUUCCCUACUAAAAUUUGUAUCUCAUUGAAGAAGCACAUAAAAAACAUAAAUAAUAGCCAAGUGUUAUUAAGCUAUGGAACAACUUGAAAAACAAAUUGUGUUUGUUUUAAAAAAAAUCUUACUGCCCUCAUGUCACAAGGUUAAUGGGAGGUUAAUUUAUUUUUUGCUGUCAUAGUGAUUGAGAGAGACAUAAUGUAAAUGCCUUACAAAAUAUCUUCAUUAUGAAAUAUUAUCAAUUGCUUUAUAUAUUCACUCUUUGUACUGGACCUUCAUAGGAACAUGUUGAAUUUCUAUGUCAACAAAUAUGAUCACAAAUUAUUUCUGAGCAUCGAAUUCAUUGUACAAAAUAUCAGGUUCCACAUUUUGUACCAGGAAAAAAAUUUAAAUUGGAUAUUGAAUUCAUAGUCUUUACAAAAACAUCACAUUUAAACAAAAAAAGAAAGAAGAAUUUGAAAAUUCGCUUUAAAUAGGAAAUGCAAAUUCAAAUGAAACAAGCAGAAAUUAGCCAGAUAUUGAGGAGAAUGAUGGAGGGAAAUGGAAACAGUCCUUGGAAGAGACAUGGCGGCUGGGUUGCAAUCAUUCCUAACACAGGCUGAA
Molecule: messenger RNA, 2954 nt
Organism: Marmota flaviventris (yellow-bellied marmot)
Lineage: Eukaryota; Metazoa; Chordata; Mammalia; Rodentia; Sciuridae
Source: RefSeq, a predicted model, not a curated record